AUGGCUUCCACUUUGGACGCAGUCCUCGCCAAGUAUACUGCCUCUGGCAACGACACAAACGACAAGCUGCUUGGCGCAUCCUUCAUCGUCGUAAACAAAGAUGGGACCCUAUACAGCAACGCGGCGGGCCGAAUUGACUUUCCCCUCGAGGCGCGCCCUUGGAGUCUCGACACCUUCACCUUCGUCGCGUCACUGACCAAGGUCAUUACUUCCACCGCCGUCAUGCAGCUGGUUGAGCAGGGCCGACUAGGUCUGGACGACGACAUGCGCAAGAUUGUGCCAGAGCUCGGAGGCAUGCAGAUCCUUCGUGGCUUUGACGAGAACGACAAGCCCAUUCUCGAAGAUAAUACCAAGCCAAUCACACUCCGGAUGCUCCUCACCCACACCGUCGGCCUGGGCUACGAUCUGAUGCCAGACCUCCUCCAAUGGUCCAAAUCCAUCGGCCGCACCGUCACGAACCUCUCGGGCACCCUCAAGGGCUUCGAAACGCCCCUCAUGUUCACCCCCGGCGAAGGGUGGUACUACGGCACGGCCAUCGACUGGGCAGGCCAGGCCCUGGAGCGCGUCACGGGCACCACCCUGGGCGCCUACCUCUCCGAGCACGUCUUUGGCCCGCUCGGCAUGCGAGACACGGGUUUCUGGCCCGAGAAGCUGCCCCACGUCGCCGAGCGGACCGCCGCCUUCCAGAUCCGCGGCGGCGACGGGUCCUCCCUGGCUCCCGGCGCCAACCCGCGCACCGAAAGCCCCGACGCCAUCGACAGCGGCGGCGCGGGUCUCUGGACCACCGCGCAGGACUACAGCGUUUUCCUCCGCGCCCUGCUGAAUAAUCAGCUCGUGAAGAAGGAGACCGCGGACGAGAUGUUCCGCCCGCAGCUGGACGUGAGGCAGGCUAGGUAUUUCGAGAAGCUCUCGGCCGAAUGGGGCGGCGCGCUGGCGGUGGAGUUCCCGCUGGACAUGGAGCUCAAUCAUGGGCUGGUGGGAUGUAUCAAUAUGCGCGACGUGCCGGGGAAGCGCAAGAAGGGAAGUCUGCAGUGGAGCGGGAUGUGCAAUAGCCAUUGGUGGCUGGAUCGGGAGACGGGUGUCGCUGCGGUGCUUAUCGUCCAGUCCCAGCCUCACGCCGAGCCGGUCGUGACUAGGCUUUACAAUGAUUUGGAGAGGGCGGUCUACGGCGGGCUUCUGAAGAAAUGA
Molecule: messenger RNA, 1188 nt
Organism: Colletotrichum orchidophilum
Lineage: Eukaryota; Fungi; Ascomycota; Sordariomycetes; Glomerellales; Glomerellaceae
Product: beta-lactamase
Exons: 3
Coding region: 1-1188 (395 amino acids)
Source: RefSeq, a predicted model, not a curated record